AUGGCCUCGGCUUACAUGAUCGCGAUAUACUUCGCGGUAGUCAUCUUUGCCGGUAUUCAGAUCAAGCAUAAGAUCAACAACUACAAGUCCCCUCUUAGAAAGGUCCCGGGUCCAUGGUAUGCCCCUUUGACCAACCUUCACCUCCAAUAUCUCUUCUCUACUGGAAACAUUUGGAAGUUGGUGCAAACAAGUCACAAGAAGUAUGGAGGCAUUGUGCGUCUUGGACCUCGUCAGGUCUGGAUCUCAGACAAGGAGGCCAUGAAGACGAUUCUGGUCAAGACCGAUCUUCCCAAGGUUGCCAUGUACGCUGAGAUUUCUCGCGACAAGUUCAGCCCUGGUCUUUUUGGUGAAAUCCGCCCCGAGCCGCACAAGCGCCUUAAGCGUUUCUUGUCACCCGCCUUCACGGUCAACUACAUCGACAAUCUCGAGAUGUUCUUCAAGACGACUGUUCGUGAUCUGCUCAACAAGUACCAAACGCAGAUCAACGCCGACCCCGUCUACUAUGCCAAGAAGGGCAUCGAAGUUGACUUGAUGGACGAUCUUCACAAUGUUGCUCUUGACAUUAUGGGAGAAUGUUCCUUCGGAAAGGGCUUUGGCCAGACCAACCCAGACAGCAUGAUCGAAGACGGUGUCGACGAGAGAAUCUGGAUGUCCAUUCCCCGCUCCAUUUUCGAUGGUCUUAGCAAGAGAUACCAGACCGUCUACGUCAAGAAGUUCUUCCGUUCGUUCGGCAUUGAUAUCCAGUUCGACUGGCCCGCCGAGAUGAUUACCGCUAUCGACGCCGUUGUCCAACGCCGCAAACGCACACACGAUAUCGAACGCCGCGAUCUUCUCCAGCACCUGAUCGAGGAAGGAAAGAAGCCAGACACCGGUACGACCAUGAACGCCCGUGACAUCGUCGACCAGAUGGCAGAAAUUCUCCUCGCCGGCUCCGAGACUACAUCCGGCACUAUCGGUUGCCUCUUCCUCGAGUUGGCGCGCAACCCCGACGUCCGUGCCAAGUUGUUCGCUUCGCUCCCUUCCAAGGGCUUCAACGACGAGAUCGUCACCAGCAAAGCAGUCCGCAGCGAGCCUGAGUACGAGUACCUCGAGGCCUGUAUCAAGGAGAACCUCCGCCUGCACCCCAUCGCUUCUGAGAUGGGCCGCCGCACCGGCAACCAGUGGGUCAAUCUCUGCGGCUACGACCUUCCUCCCCACACCGUCGUCUCUGCCUCAUACCGCGACUUGCACCGCAACGAAGAGUUCUGGCCCCAGGCUGAGCGCUUCUGGCCUGAGAGAUGGUUGGCCGAGGACAAGCGCGAAGGUGCUCCCGCUCCCGACAUGGAUGCUUACUACCCCUUCUCUGGAGGCAAGCACUCUUGCAUUGGCAUCAACUUCGCAUGGGCCGAGAUGAGAAUGGUCGCAGCCAACCUGCUUCAGAGAUUCGACGUUCUCGAAGUUCCUGGACAGGACAUUGACUUCCGCCAGUACAUCACCAUGCAAUUUGCGACUGGUCACUGGAAGGUGGUGCUCAAGCCCAGGAACUGA
This is a messenger RNA of Colletotrichum chrysophilum, 1527 nucleotides long. RefSeq lists its product as uncharacterized. Gene Ontology annotation, molecular function: iron ion binding; oxidoreductase activity, acting on paired donors, with incorporation or reduction of molecular oxygen; heme binding. The transcript has 6 exons. NCBI's taxonomy places the organism in Eukaryota, Fungi, Ascomycota, Sordariomycetes, Glomerellales, Glomerellaceae. Bases 1 to 1527 code for a protein of 508 amino acids. The record is from RefSeq and is a predicted model, not a curated record.